CGCGCUGCUGCGCGCCAAACGAGUCGCGCCAGCUCGCUGGGCUGCGAUUUCAACGCAUAUUCUAGCGCCGAGGCAACCGCUGCGGUGGCGCGAUCGCUGCGAGGCGAGGACAACUCGACAAUGUCCUGCACGGGAGACCUGCUCUGCGUGCUGACCUACGGCGAUGGCUCCGCGGCGGACGCGAAAUUGGACAUAGCGAUCAACUACACGCUGCUGUUCGCCACGGCUGCGCUGUUCAUUUUUGGCGGUCCGCCGAAACGGCGUGCGGCGAUCCUCGCGUUCUUCGCCGCGUUUCAGCUCGGCUUAUGCUAUGUUAUUGGAUGUGCUGGAGUAUCGAUGAUAUGGUGUGCGUGCGCGGGCGGCGGUGCCUUGGACCACCACAGCGGCCGAAGACUCGUCGCGUUCCGCGUCGUCUCCGCGGCGGUCGUCGCGUCGCUCAUCUACUACGCCAUGGUUGCCGAGGCGAUCACGGACAUAGCGCAUGUCUGUGCGCUCACGAUGGGCUUCCUCGUCGUGCAGGCCGACGAAUUAUAUACGCGCCGGCUCGAGCGCGACGCGGACUACGAGACGCUACCGCCCGGGACGCCGCGAGCGCGGCUAUUGUGA
Molecule: messenger RNA, 606 nt
Organism: Pelagomonas calceolata
Lineage: Eukaryota; Pelagophyceae; Pelagomonadales; Pelagomonadaceae
Source: the annotation of a GenBank genome assembly